Symbiodinium sp. CCMP2592 is the source of this 261-nucleotide messenger RNA. Lineage: Eukaryota; Dinophyceae; Suessiales; Symbiodiniaceae. The record is from the annotation of a GenBank genome assembly.
AUGAAAGACCUGGACCGCAUCGAUAAAUCCUUUCAAGAUGCCUUCAAUGAGCUGGCGAAAGUGAAGGCCGAGCUAAUGAUUUGCGAAUCGGAAACGAUGACCCCCGAGCUUCUCAGAUUGCCAUUGUGCCUGCAGAAGGUGAUCAGUGCCAAGGACACCAUCAAGAAGCCGUUGGUGCUCCUGGAGCUGAAGAAGAGUCUCAAGCGACCGAGCGAUCACCAGCAAGCGGAGCCCAAGAAAAAUCCACGCAAGAAGAAGUGA